Messenger RNA from Aspergillus homomorphus CBS 101889, 679 nucleotides. RefSeq lists its product as uncharacterized. Bases 287 to 679 code for a protein of 130 amino acids. NCBI's taxonomy places the organism in Eukaryota, Fungi, Ascomycota, Eurotiomycetes, Eurotiales, Aspergillaceae. The transcript is spliced from 3 exons. The record is from RefSeq and is a predicted model, not a curated record.
UGCAUGUAAUAAGGACUCAGUAUCUUUUUUCGAGACACCGAAGAGCCCCUGGUAGUAUUGUUUUGGCUGCGUCUCUGAAUUGAUACCACGCCCGGGAGACUGGAACUCGUUGUUUGUGAAGUGAAGUGGUGACGAGAUCUUCGAGGAUAUCGCUAGUGCUGCGCUUUCGAGCACCACCCGAAGUUUCCAAAAGAAGCAAUAGACUGAAAAGUACUAUACAGACCAACUGGGACGCGUCAAAAAAAGGCUAGCGGAUUGACGAAGCCUCGUGAAUGCACCGGGAGGUAUGGAUAAAUCAGACGAACCAGACGAUGAGACAGACGGCAAGUUCAAUGAUCCAGAGGAUGAGGAUCAAGGAUAUCCUCUGGGAUUCGCCGGAAUACACAUUUGCGCCAUGAAAUACACCUGGGGAAUCGUUCUGGGCUCCGAGCUCAGCGAGUUGGCUGCUAGAGAGAUUGUCUUCACCAGGGGACAGUCCCCUUCGCUCCUGGUCUACAAGGUUUACAAGGACCCAGAGAUUGAGACCCUCUAUGAACCCCUUCCUGAGAAGAGGAGCUACAGCACAAAGCGAAGAAAGUACGACCCCCCUUCAAAGCGACCGUGGAACGAAGAGCAAGAGCCCCCCAUGCACGCCAUACAAGUCAAUACACUGGACUCACGUGGGGAAGCGCCAGGUUAG